AUGAAUUUUGGUAAUAGAACUCCAACAAUUGUUGUCCUUAAGGAAGGUACCGAUUCCUCUCAAGGUAAGGGACAAAUUAUUUCGAAUAUCAAUGCCUGUUUAGCAAUUCAAGAAACGUUGAAGCCAACAUUAGGUCCUUUGGGAUCCGAUAUCUUAAUUGUUUCUUCUAAUCAAAAAACCACUAUUUCUAAUGAUGGUGCAACCAUCUUGAAGUUACUGGAUGUCGUUCACCCUGCAGCAAAAACAUUAGUGGAUAUCUCUAGAGCUCAAGAUGCUGAAGUUGGUGAUGGGACUACAAGUGUUACGAUAUUAGCAGGUGAAUUAAUGAAGGAAGCUAAACCUUUUCUAGAGGAAGGUAUUUCAUCCCACUUAAUCAUGAAGGGGUACAGAAGGGCUGUCAGUUUAGCGGUGGCGAAAAUUGAAGAAUUGGCCACUGACGUCUCUGCUGAACAUCAAGAUAGCAGAGAAUUAUUAGAACGUUGUGCCAGAACGGCAAUGAGUUCAAAAUUGAUCUAUGCUAAUGCUGACUUCUUUGUUAAAAUGUGUGUGGAUGCUGUUUUAUCUUUGGAUAGAAAUGAAUUGGAUGAUAAAUUAAUUGGUAUUAAGAAAAUUCCAGGUGGUGCCAUGGAAGAAUCUAUUUUUGUGAAUGGUGUUGCAUUUAAAAAGACAUUCUCUUAUGCUGGUUUUGAACAACAACCAAAAAGAUUUACUAAUCCAAAGGUGUUAAGUUUAAAUGUUGAGUUGGAAUUAAAGGCUGAAAAGGAUAAUGCUGAAGUACGUGUUGAACAUGUCUCUGAUUACCAAGCUAUUGUAGAUGCAGAAUGGCAACUAAUAUUGGAUAAAUUAGAACAAAUCCAAGCUACAGGUGCCAAUAUUGUGCUAUCUAAGUUGCCAAUUGGUGAUUUGGCAACUCAAUUUUUCGCUGAUAGAAAUAUCUUUUGUGCAGGCAGAGUUAGCAGUGAUGAUAUGAACCGUGUGAUCCAAGCUGUUGGUGGUUCUAUACAAUCUACAACCUCUGAUAUUAAACCAGAACAUUUAGGUACCUGUGAAGUAUUUGAAGAAAUGCAAAUUGGUGCUGAACGUUAUAAUUUAUUCAAAGGUUGUCCUCAAGCUAAGACCUGUACCCUUUUGCUAAGAGGUGGUGCUGAACAAGUUAUCGCAGAAGUGGAAAGAUCCCUUCAUGAUGCCAUAAUGAUUGUUAAGAGAGCUUUACAAAACAAAUUGGUCGUAGCUGGUGGUGGUGCUAUCGAAAUGGAAGUUUCCAAAUAUCUAAGAAAUUAUUCAAAAACUAUCGCAGGCAAACAACAACUGAUUAUCAAUGCAUUUGCCAAGGCGCUAGAGGUGAUUCCAAGACAAUUAUGUGAGAAUGCUGGUUUUGAUGCAGUUGAAAUAUUAAAUAAGCUAAGAUUAGCCCAUAGCAAAGGUGAAAAGUGGUAUGGUGUCGAUUUUGAAACAGAAAACAUCGGGGACAAUUUCAGUAAAUUUGUAUGGGAACCUGCUUUAGUUAAGAUUAAUGCUUUACAAAGUGCCACUGAAGCUGCUAAUUUGAUUUUAUCCGUUGACGAAACUAUCACAAAUAAAGAAAGCGGAGCACCUAAUGCAGGGAUGAUGCCUCCUCAAGCUGGCGGAAGAGGUAGAGGGCUGCCAAUGCAAUGA
This is a messenger RNA of Naumovozyma castellii, 1656 nucleotides long. RefSeq names its product chaperonin-containing T-complex subunit CCT7 (gene CCT7). The record is from RefSeq and is a predicted model, not a curated record. Bases 1 to 1656 code for a protein of 551 amino acids. The transcript has a single exon. Lineage: Eukaryota; Fungi; Ascomycota; Saccharomycetes; Saccharomycetales; Saccharomycetaceae.